CAAGCCGAAUGACUUGAGGGUGCCUACAAAUACAUAACGAUCAAUAAGUAUAUGUACUUUCUCGAUGAGACGAUUUGAGCCUCCAGAUCUUGAUUAACAUGCCUCGCACUGUUGGGCUUGUGGAAUACCUGGUAGUUCCUCUGAUCUCGCCGUCGUCGAAUCUUCAGUCUUGUUUCGAGUUCUACGUCCACGACUAUUCAGACGUCUAGCACAGUCAUGAUGGCUAGAGAAGCCUCAAUGUCCAUAUCUGAUGACACUCAUGCUCUUCCGACUCUCGAAAACUGUCUGGGCAACGUGCACUGCAAUUGCAACAACGAACAAGACUCUGGUCAGCCAACCCCCGAGGACAAGUUGUCGACGACGACACCUACAGGACAAGAUUCCGAGCAUGGCCAUUCUCUUGCCCAGAUACGUCCCAUCACACAACACCAUGGUUCGUCAGUAUCGACGUUCUUCAACGGCUUAUUCAGCACUGCCAUCGCUAUCACAACCUUGGGUGCCAGUAUCACCUUCUCCUACGUCUUGUCAAAUGACACUGCGGCACCGACGUCGAAACACCCAGCAUUCUCGCAAUAUCAGGUCCAACAGUUCCUCGCCAUAAGUUGGCUGUUGUUUCUGCUGGCCCUGGCCUUUGCAUCAUUGGGAUCUACCCUUUUGACGUUCUUCAAAAACCACUGGAUUGCCGACUGGGAUGGGGCGAAUGGAGAAACGGCCCAAAUGACUGUUCAGAUGUAUGGGGUCAUCGCCAGUGGCCUUCUUGGUGGCUUAAUCAUAGGUGCCUUUGCGCUCUUGUGCCUGGUUGUGAUCCCCUACUCUGCCGGAGUAGGAUGGGUCGCCCUGGCAUUCACUACGUUCUUUGGCCUGGUCAUCUUCUUCGCUGUUAUGCAUCAGGUGCCUUGGUCAUGGAGGAUCAACACACCAUCCUUGCCAACAAGACAUCGUUCUGCAUGAGACCAGCUGCUUGGUGAAGCAAGACGGCUUCGCCCCGACGGCUCUGCUCUGCCUGACGAAACUGGCUGACAACCAUUACCUGUCCAAAGCCAUCGCAGGUUGCCACACCUAGGGCCAGCCGAGCCUCGAUUCGAGAGGAAUUCGCAGUAUUGGAAAAUGAAAUCAGUAAGACAGGGGCGAAUAUAGUACGGAGGAGUCAGGUCGAUC
Molecule: messenger RNA, 1158 nt
Organism: Exophiala oligosperma
Lineage: Eukaryota; Fungi; Ascomycota; Eurotiomycetes; Chaetothyriales; Herpotrichiellaceae
Exons: 1
Coding region: 217-951 (244 amino acids)
Source: RefSeq, a predicted model, not a curated record